ACUCUUCCGGAUGUCUCUUUAGUGUAAACUUCCCACGAAAGUCGGUUAAGUAGAUCCAUACAUUUUUGCAGUUUGAGAGCAACUUAAAACCCGUGAGUAAUACAACGAGGGCCUGAGAAGAGAGUAGCAUAUAACUGAAACACACAAAUAAUAUGAGUUACAUAUAUCCCAAGACGUGAGACAGAAACACCCCACAGUACAAAAGAUGUUUCCAGGUUUACAGAUUGUGUUGACACUUCAUGGUUAUUUUCUGUCCUCCGAACCACACGGUUUGGUGGUUGUGUCACGAUGUGAAUGCAUCUCCAAGUGUUUCUUCAACAUGACUUGCCGUUCCUUGUUUUAUCGGACCUCCUCCAAGACGUGUUACCUGUCAGAUGCAGUUUACACUAAGGAUGACCUCCCGGUUUCAUCUGACAUGCAGUAUCUGGUGUGGAAAAGAGAUGGCUGCGGCAAUGGAUACAGCUGGAAUCCAAAACUCCAUCUGUGCUAUAAUGUCCACACAGGCUCACCCAAAUCCUGGACGGAUGCAGAAAACACUUGUAUUCAAGAUGGCGGACAUCUUCUUAAAGUUGACAACCUCGAAACAAAUCUACUAAUGAACCACUUUGCUGUAAAACACGGCGUAUCCAUGUGGCUUGGCGGUACUGAUAUAAAAGAAGAGGGAACGUGGGUGUGGGCAGACAACACCUCAAUUAAAUCCGUUUGGUGGAAUACAGAAGGAGGGCAACCUCAAAGACGCACAGACCAGAACUGUCUUGCACUUGUCCACUCUUCUGACAAUGCUGUGAACAAAUGGCACGAUCAUAACUGUACGAAAGGCCACCGUUAUGUAUGCCAGCUACCAGUGGAGCCAACUCCCUGCUAAAAGUAUACGGGGCGGUGGGGUAGCCUUGUGGUUAAAGUGUUGGCUCGUCACGCCGAAGACCCGGGUUCGCUGUUGGAAU
Messenger RNA from Haliotis rubra (blacklip abalone), 944 nucleotides. Its product is annotated as C-type lectin BfL-2-like. Lineage: Eukaryota; Metazoa; Mollusca; Gastropoda; Lepetellida; Haliotidae. The record is from RefSeq and is a predicted model, not a curated record. The transcript has 3 exons. The coding region runs from base 206 to 865 and encodes 219 amino acids.